AUGGUUGAACCCAAAUCCAUCAAGGAAGCAUUGGAGCAUGCUGACUGGAUUACAACCAUGCAGGAAGAAUUGGCUGAAUUUGACCGAAAUGAAGUGUGGACUCUCGUACCUCCUCCUCAGAAUCAUCCCAUUGUCAGUAGAAUAUGGGCAAGACUAGUGGCCAAAGGAUUUACUCAUAUUGAAGGCCUUGACUACGAUGACACCUUUGCUCCGGUUGCACGUCUUGAAGCUAUCAUAAUCUUUCUUGCUUAUGCUGGUCAAAAAGGCUUCAAAGUUUUCCAAAUGGAUGUUAAGAGUGCAUUUCUUAACGGUGAACUUGACACUGAAGUGUAA
This is a messenger RNA of Lactuca sativa (garden lettuce), 333 nucleotides long. RefSeq names its product putative mitochondrial protein AtMg00820. NCBI's taxonomy places the organism in Eukaryota, Viridiplantae, Streptophyta, Magnoliopsida, Asterales, Asteraceae. The record is from RefSeq and is a predicted model, not a curated record.